Messenger RNA from Penicillium oxalicum, 378 nucleotides. RefSeq lists its product as uncharacterized. The record is from RefSeq and is a predicted model, not a curated record. The transcript is spliced from 4 exons. The coding region runs from base 1 to 378 and encodes 125 amino acids. NCBI's taxonomy places the organism in Eukaryota, Fungi, Ascomycota, Eurotiomycetes, Eurotiales, Aspergillaceae.
AUGCCUGAGAGCCUUACCGCCGAGGAAGGUUAUCUAGGACCUAGCUUGCGGGAUCCGUUCCUCUAUAACUCGACCUGUCUGGUGAGAUCAGACUACCGACCAUACUAUUCCUACGAUGCGAUUGUGAAAGGAUCCGCUACUGAGAUUGCUACUGAGAUUGCUGCUAAGAUUGCUGCUGAGAUUGCUACUGAGAUUGCUGCUGAGAUUACUGCUGAGAUUGCUGCUGAGAUUGCUGCUGAGAUUGCUGCUGAGAUUACUGCUAAGACUGCUAAGACUAAGACGACUAGAACGACUACUACGACCGCUACGACCGCUACUAUUACAACUACCGCUAUAAUUGAGAAAUUCUCUAAAUACGCGACUUUUAGCUAUAUAUAG